Chelonoidis abingdonii (Abingdon island giant tortoise) is the source of this 3663-nucleotide messenger RNA. It is a transcript of the gene THOP1, whose product is annotated as thimet oligopeptidase 1. Gene Ontology annotation, molecular function: metalloendopeptidase activity. Lineage: Eukaryota; Metazoa; Chordata; Testudines; Testudinidae. Gene Ontology annotation, biological process: proteolysis; peptide metabolic process. Gene Ontology annotation, cellular component: mitochondrial intermembrane space. The record is from RefSeq and is a predicted model, not a curated record.
GUGCGUGGGCUGCACGCCGCGCGUUCUCGCACUGAGGGUAGCAGGUAGCAGGAUCCGCACGCCAUGGCUCCCCCCACAGGUAACGUUGUGGACAGCCAGUCCCACAGACCUCCAGUGAACCGACUAAGAUGGGACCUGACAGCAGAGCAAAUAGAAAACAUGACUCUGGAGCUGCUAGAAAGGAGCAAGCAGGUGUAUGACCGGGUGGGCUCCCAGGAGCAGGGGGAGGUCUCCUAUGAAAAUACCCUCAAAGCUCUGGCUGAUGUGGAGGUGGAAUAUACAGUUCAGAGGAACAUGCUGGACUUCCCCCAGCACGUCUCCCCUCGCAAAGAUAUCCGCACGGCCAGCACGGAGGCAGACAAAAAGCUCUCGGAUUUCGACGUGGAGAUGAGCAUGAGGCAGGACGUGUACCAGAGGAUCGUCUGGCUCCAGGAGAAGGCGGAAAGUGCUUCCCUGAGGCCUGAAGCGAAGAGGUAUCUAGAGAGGCUGAUUAAACUGGGUAAACGAAAUGGCCUUCACCUCCCGGAGGAGACGCAGAAGAAAAUCAAAGCUAUUAAGAAAAGGCUGAGCCUGCUCUGCAUCGACUUCAACAAGAACCUGAAUGAAGACACCACCUACCUGCCCUUCUCCAAGGAGGAACUGGGGGGGCUCCCCGAGGACUUCCUGAACUCCCUGGAGAAGACAGAGGACGGCAAGCUGAAGGUCACCCUGAAGUACCCGCACUAUUUCCCCCUCAUGAAGAAAUGCUAUGUGCCUGAAACAAGGAGGAAGGUGGAGGAAAUGUUCAACUCCAGGUGCAAGGAGGAGAACUACUUGAUCCUCAAGGAGCUGGUGGACCUGCGGGCUCAGAAGUCCAACCUCCUGGGCUUCGACACUCACGCUGAUUUCGUGCUGGAAAUGAACAUGGCGAAAACCAGCAAGACCGUGGCUUCCUUCUUAGAUGAGCUGGCCCAGAAGCUGAAGCCCCUGGGGGAGAAGGAACGGGCCGUGAUCCUGGACCUGAAGAAGAAAGAGUGCAAGAAGCGGGACUUGGAGUUUGACGCCUGCAUCAACGCCUGGGACAUGCGCUACUACAUGAACCAGGUGGAGGAGACCAGGUACAGCGUGGACCAGAACCUGCUGAAGGAGUAUUUCCCCAUGCAGGUGGUCACCGCUGGCCUGCUGGAGAUCUACCAGGAGCUGCUGGGCCUCAACUUCCACCUGGAGGAGCACGCCCAGGUCUGGCAUGAGGACGUCCAGCUCUACUCGGUGAAGGACAUCGCCUCGGGCAAGACCAUUGGGCAGUUCUACCUGGAUUUGUACCCCCGGGAGGGGAAGUACGGCCACGCGGCCUGCUUCGGCCUGCAGCCAGGCUGCCUGCUGCCGGACUCCAGCUGGCAGAUCUCCGUCGCUGCCAUGGUAGCCAACUUCACCAAGCCCACGCUGGACGCACCGUCCCUGCUGCAGCACGAUGAGGUGGAGACCUACUUCCAUGAGUUCGGCCAUGUCAUGCACCAGCUCUGCUCUCAGGCAGAGUUUGCCAUGUUCAGCGGGACCCACGUGGAGCGGGACUUUGUUGAAGCCCCGUCUCAGAUGCUGGAGAACUGGGUGUGGGAGAAGGAGCCCCUGGUGCGUAUGUCCAAACACUACAAAACUGGCAGCCCCAUGCCUGACGAACUGCUGGAGAAGCUCAUCCAAUCCAGGCAGGCGAACACAGGGCUGUUCAACUUGCGUCAGAUCGUCCUGGCAAAGGUGGACCAGGCCCUUCACACCCAGACGAAGGCAGACCCCGUGGAGGAGUACACCCGGCUGUGCGAGGAGGUGCUGGGCAUCCCUGCCACCCCAGGUACAAACAUGCUGGCCACGUUUGGCCACCUGGCUGGAGGCUACGAUGCCCAGUACUAUGGCUACCUCUGGAGUGAAGUGUAUUCCAUGGACAUGUUCCACACGCGCUUCAAGCAGGAGGGGAUCAUGAACUGUAAGGUAGGCAUGGAUUACAGGAACUACAUCCUGCGUCCUGGAGGGUCCGUGGAUGCGUGUGACAUGUUGAGGAAGUUCCUGGGUCGAGACCCCAAGCAGGAUGCCUUCCUGGCCAGUAAAGGACUGAAGGUUGAGUCCAGCUCACUGCCUUCUGCCUGCUGAAAACCCGCCCGCUGCCCUGGUAUUGAUUUCAGCUGGAACUGUGGGUGCCCAGUGCUGCUGUUGGACCUUUCUGCCAAUAUGUGCCACUCUUGUCAAAAGAACACCCGUAGCUGUGUUUCUUGCUUCGGCUUAAAGGGUCCCCAUUCAUGUAAAACUCACACUUCCGCCUGGAUUAAAAAAUCUGGGGGUUGGUGGAUAUUUUCCGUAUGUUUUCACUAGGGAUGUAAAUAUUGGUUUAAAAAGUUAACCGAUUAAAUGAUUAAAAUUCUAUCGGUUAACUGGUUAACCAUUAACUGAUGUUGCUCUGGCAGGGUCUUGGGUGCUGCCGGGACCACUCCAGCCCACCUGAUGCGGUGCUGUGUCCUGCCCGACGCAGCUGGACCUGCUCCAGGUGUCCCACCCGGCCAGGCGCAGCCGGGGCUGGAGUCCUGCUGGCUGGUGUGGCCAGCUGUGGGGCUUAACGGUUAAGGUCUGGUUAACAGUAAGCCUAAUGCUUACUGGUUAACCUUUUACAUCCCUUGGUUUCACCCCCACCCUGUGCAUCUGACAGCAGGUCAUGCAACUGAUUUCAGUGGAGCCAGGAUGUCACCCACCGUUCUCAUCCUCUCUGGUCAGUUUGCCUUGUUGGGGGUUUCUCAGUAACAGGAAAGAGAAACAUUUUGUUUCUCCACAAAAGAUAACGAGGGUGUAAACAUUCACCCUAAUUGGAGAAGGCCCCAGGGACUGGGGUAGAAACUGCAACCGCUUGUGAUUCUUCUCUUUUACCAGACUCGAUUUCAGGAUGUCUUUGCCCCUUUAACAACCUUCACAUUUACCGUGCCCAGAUCAGGAACUCGCCCCCAACCCGUGCCCCGGAAACAGCGUCCACCCCUGUGCUGCUGUUAGGCAGCUGGGUGCAGCUCUGUCUGCAAAUCCUGGCUGAGCAGAUUUACGGGGAAGGGUUUUGGGCAGUGGGGAAGGAUAGAAACCAAACUCUGGGAGUUUAGCUGCGUGUGGGAGAUGGCAGGAUCUGUCACGUGCAGGCCGUCCCUGCCACCUUCUGACUUUCUGAUUUUCCGUUCUUCCUGAUCUCCCUGUGCGCGGCUCAUUCUCUAAUGGGUGAAGGUGAGACUUGUUUUCUGGUGCUUCUGUUGGCAUGGCAGCUGCUGCAAACAUGAUCAGGACAGGACCCCUGGCCGCAGUCUGUCCAGCCCCCCCCUCUUUGAAUUGCAAAUCAACCCCUCCUCUUAAGUUCCACCUUCAGCUUCCUUUGAUUCUCAUUCCCUUCUCCUGCCCUGAACAUCAGAAGGGCUCAGUGGCUGUUGCGCAGUGGUUACAUCUCUGCUGUUACCCAGAGACCUGUCACCAUGUACAGCCAAAUGUGUCGAGAUGCUGAGCGCCCUGGACACAGGAUUGGAAUGUUAUCUGCUGUAGAAAUCUGGGCAGCGCUGUUGGAUAGGUUCUGCUGGAUCUCUUUGUUAGAUCUUUGAAACAAAGCAUCCCUCCCCCCCAUUCAGAUUGUUUUAAAUUCUGCUCCCCCCGCCCCCUUCUGUAUUUAUUUGU